AUGUGGAACCAAACCAACGUGACUGAAUUCAUCCUCAUGGGCUUCCUCUACCCCCACCAUCUGGAAUGCCUCAUGGCUGUUGGCUUCCUGGCCUCUUACCUGCUGAUCUUGUCUGGCAAUAUCAUGAUCAUCGCCAUCAUCCUCUUAGACCGUCACCUCCACAGCCCCAUGCACUUCUUCCUCUGGAACCUCUCCUGUUUGGAGAUUCUUAUUACAUCUUCUGUCCUACCCAAGGUGAUUGUCAGCUUCCUGACGGGUGACAGGUCCAUCUCCUACCUGGCUUGUAUCACUCAGUGCUACUUCUACUUCCUUCUGGGCUCCAGUGAGUUUGUCCUGCUGGCCGUUAUGUCCUAUGACCGCUAUGUGGCCAUCUGCAACCCACUGCACUACACCAUGGUCAUGAAUGCUCAGCUCUGCUUCCAGCUUGUGGUGGGGUCGUGGGCAAUGGGGUUCCUGGCCACCAUCACCCCCACCAUCCUGGUCAUCACCCUGCCCUUCUGCAAUGCCAACCAGAUCGACCACUUCUUCUGCGACAGCUUGGCCUUGGUCAAGCUGUCCUGUGUGGACACGAGCUUUGUGGAGCUGCUGAGUUUCAUGACCUCCUCCGCCAUCCUUCUGGGCUCCUUGAUCCUGACGGUGGUGUCCUAUACCUACAUUGUUGCCACCAUCUUCAGGAUAACCUCCCUCUCAGGACGCAAGAAGGCUUUCUCCACCUGCUCCUCCCACUUCAUCAUCAUCACCAUGGGCUACGGCAGCUGCAUCUUCAUGUAUGUCCGGCCUUCGGGAAGCGACACCUCGCUCAACAAGCUGGUGGCCCUGCUCAACACAGUGGUGACCCCUCUCAUGAGCCCCUUCAUCUUCAGCAUGAGGAACCAGCAGAUGAAAGAUUCCCUGAGGGCAGCCUUGAAGAGAAGCAUGAACUUCUCAAGGAAACAUAUUAACUUCUGA
Messenger RNA from Chrysemys picta bellii (western painted turtle), 948 nucleotides. Lineage: Eukaryota; Metazoa; Chordata; Testudines; Emydidae. The record is from RefSeq and is a predicted model, not a curated record.